AAGUCGUCCCGUCCGUUCGGUGAAGAUGUCUGCGACGGGUACAGGCGGCUGUGGACCCGGACCCGGACCCACGUCGGGCGCCGGGUCCGGGGCUUCAAACCCCAGGAAGUUUAGCGAGAAGAUAGCGCUGCAUACCCAGCGGCAGGCCGAGGAGACAGCCGCCUUUCAGGAGGUUAUGAUGGACAUCACCUCGACCAGGCUCCAGGCUCAGAAGCUCCGCCUUGCCAGGAGUCAGGGGCCGUACUACGGCGGCUCAUUACCCAACGUCAACCAGAUCGGCAGGAACCCUCAGGACUUCCAGGGCUCCUUCCCCUCCGCUUUGGAGUCCAACCGGUCGACUCGGCAUCAUGGCCUGGUGGAGCGAGUCCAGAGGGACCGCCGUUUCAUCUCGCCGGUCCGACCGUACCGCAACCGACAAGUGGACAGCUCACCGUAUAACUCCGCCUACCUGUCCCCGCCCCCCGACCCCAGCUGGAGAAGGAAUUGGUCCGGAAACUUCCCGGGGGAUAAAAGCCAGUUGUUUCGUCUCCCCUCCGCUGCACUCAACAGGACCAACUCCGACUCAGCCCUCCACACCAGUGUAAUGAACCCUCCCACAGGAGACCCCUUCACCACAGGAGGACCCACCUUCACGCCGCAGAGCACCAGACGCACAGGUCAGAGCGAUGGAGAGGGCAGAAGAAUGUUCCCGUAUCCGGUUCCUCCCAUUGAGGAGAACGUGCUGGACGAGGGAAAAGUGCUCAAACCCUGGGACAGCAAGAAUUUGCCUCUCUUGUCAUCUCGACCCAAGUCCUGUGAAGUUCCUGGCAUCAAUAUCUUUACGUCCCCGGAGCAGCCGUCCACGCCGGCUCACGGGGUCCCCUCGGCUCUCAACACUGGCGGCUCGCUGCCCGACCUGUCCAGCCUCCACUUUCCUUCCCCGCUGCCCACGCCGCUGGACCAGGAUGAGCCUGGCUACCCGGGAUCCUCCUCUCUGAGCGGAGGGAGCAGCACUGGGAACCUGGCCUCCACCCUUACCCAGCUGGGCAUCAAUGCCGCCAAUGCACAGGGAGGCAACGGCAACUUCCACCACCACACCACAGGUCUCCUGGCGUCUUUACAGAGCACGCUCAGUAACCCCUCCUUGCAGUCGUCACUAAGCAACCCCAACAUCCAGUCAUCACUCAGCAGCCACUCCUUUUCCAACUCUCUGAGCUCUGCCUCUCUGCACUCGUCGCUCAGCAACCCCUCGCUGCAGUCGUCCCUCAGCUCCUCCCCCUCCCUGCCGUCCUCACUCAGCAGCCAGUCACUGCACUCCUCCCUCAGUAACUCCUCCCUCCAGUCGGCGUCCAGCGGUAACCCCAGCUACAGCAGCGGAGUGGGCAGCUCCAGCUCCUGCUCGUCCUCCUACUCGCCGCUGCUCAGUGGACAGGGUCAGCCGUCGCUCAGCACGUCGCCACGGAGACGAGCGCAGCUGUCCCCCCUCAUCCUGCCGAUGGGAGGGGAGUCACGGAGGCAUCACUCCAAACAGUUCUCCCCCACUAUCUCCCCCACCCUGUCCUCCAUCACACAGGGCGUCCCUCUGGACACCAGCAGAUUGCCUCUGGACCAGAGGCUUCCUCCGUACCCGCUCAGUCAGUCCCACCAGCACCAGCCGGGCUCCCACCAGUCUCUCCCCGGUCUGGCUGGCUCCCAGCCCGGCCAGCAGCCUCCUACGCUGGGUCAGCACCACCACCAACAGCUGCACCGUCUCCAGCAGCCACGGCCCAACCCCCAACAGCAGCAGCUCCACCUGCAGAACCUACGCAACCAGCACAUGCAGCAGCACUUUGGAACACAGCAGAGGCCGAUGGGAACGCACGCGAACACAACCAACGCAUCGCCCAUUAAGAACGAGAGGGCUUUGGAUCAGUGCACCCAGAGCUCGUCGUCCUCUCAGUGUCAGGUCAAACAGGAAGCUGAUCAGCAGGCGGAGCAGCAGAGAGUCGGUCUCCCACAGCUCCAGCAGAUCAGCCACAACCUGGCCACAGACCUGUACAACGAUGCCUUGUUCAACUCCCUGCUGGACGAACCGUACCUGAGUCUGCAGCUCACAGGCAAAUCCAACCAGCAGUUCACAGCCGAGACCCAAGGAGACGGUCUGUCCCUGAACCACAGCGGUCUGAGCUGCGGCAGCACGGACAAGAACCAGUUCCCCUCCAACACCCAGGGGCCCCUGGGCCUGCAGGACCCCGGCGACCAGCAGCUCCUCAACAACCAGAACCAGAACUACAGCGGUGGGGAAGGACGACACAACGUGCCCAACAUCAUCCUCACUGGAGACUCUCCGCCAGGUCUGUCCAAAGAGAUUGCCAGUGCUCUUUCCCAUGUCCCCGGCUUUGAGAUGGACCCUUUCUCCCUGGACGACCCGCUCAGGAUGGACUCCCUGGCGCUGGACAUGCUUGACAGUGACCUAAUGCUCGCCGACCCGGCUGUGGAGGACUCCUUCCGAUCCGACCGGUUGAAGUGAUCCCACCGCCCCUCCCCUCCAGGAGCUCGGUGGGAAUCCGGCAAAGAGACGGACGCCUGGACAGGGGUGGAGAGGACGCCGCCCACUCACCACUCCUCCAACGAGACGGUCUGCAGAGCGAGGUUUGGACGUAACUUGGGAAUCUCUUCGUCGUUCGGUCGAUGGAGGGGGAGCUUUUCCGUCGAAGGCACUUAACUGAAAUCGCUCUUGCAAUGCUUGAAGUCAAGAAAACCAAGUUGCUUCUCUUUUUAGGCAUUAGCUUGUACGAGUCUUAUCUGCAUGUUAAUGAAAAAUGCACUCACGUAAAUGCAGAAGUAAAACGCUCACGUGACGUCGGCUUUGUGUAAGAACCCGUCUGUAAAAACCAGCAACGCUUGGAAGAUCUUGAAAAGCAUUAUGCAUCUUGACAGACCUUCUCUCGAGCUUUCUGUUUCCUGUUGUCUGUUCCACCCAGCAGCCAUGUCGGCCGUUACUCCACGGGGAAGACGACGUGUGAUUGGUUUGGAUUAUUUUACCCCAAACUGCCAUUAGGUUAGGAAAUAACCACCAUUCAGAGGCCAAUACGUUGGCUUUCUGUGCUCUAUCAGCCACUUUGACAGGAACUCAGCCAUGAUGUCGAUGUCAGUUUAACAGCCUGAAAGAGGCUGUGAGAUUCUCCUCAGGCCAAACUGGUCUGUUCUCAUUUACAGAAAUGAGUGAGUUAAUGUGAAGCAGUGAAAGGUUUGGGAUGAAACCCCCUCAGGAGCUGCUUCAGACCCCCAACAUGCUGCUUCUGUUCAAUGUUUCACUCCUUUUUACAGCAGCUUCGAAUCCUGAAAUCACUGUGAUCACGUCGGGCGCUUCCUGGAACACGCCGAGCUUUUUCUGAAAAAAUUCCCUUUUUUUAAAUUUGAUCCUUUACAUUUAAAUUUGUACGUAUCACUUGAACUGUGUCAGUGUUCAGCCUCUUCGGUCUGCAGCUAGAGCAGAGAGUAACGGUCGAGUCUGAGACCAAGAUCAGGACCUGGAUCUGAGUGGACUCGAGUGCUGCAGCAGCCAGAAGGACGUUAAUGCUCCUCGUGUCCUGUAAGCGCCCGAUCUGAUCACAGACAGUUUCACUUCCAGUAAAACCAGUGUCAUUGUUAAAACUUCACCAGAGCCCAGAGACUUCACUGAGCUGCAGUCUGAGGCCUGAAACAGGCAGCUGAAAGCCAGGCUGUGCACGAGGCUGUGCACGAGGCUGUGCACGAGGCUGUGCACGAGGCUGCGCACGAGGCUGUGCACGAGGCUGCGCACGAUAACAGAAGGUAAAGAAAACCUUCAGAAGUCAGGGCCUGAGCUUGAAUCCUCCUGUUCUCAGAGUCAGAUGUUCAGAUGAACAUCAGCCCUUCAAACUGCCCCGAGUCUCUCUGCGUCCUAAAGAUGCAAAGACGUCUUCGUGCAGCUCUGCAGCCUCGUGUCUCAGUCUUCAGCCGGCGACCAGUGUUUCUGAUCUGUAGCUGUGGAUUCACUGUUUCAGCCUCAUGUGCCUGCUGCCUCUGUCUGUCUGUCUGUCUGUAUCUCUGUCUGUCUCUGUCUGUCUGUCUCUCUGUCUCUCUGUCUGUCUCUGUCCAUCUGUCAGAUUCCACGUUCCACAUUCCCUCUAACAGAGAAGAAUGAGUGUCCUGCCGAGGACGAAUGCUCUGACAGUACAUCGAUGCACUUGCCUGUAGUUAUAAAUGGAUCGGCUGCAUUUUUAAUAUUAUGCAUUGCAGUGAUGAAAAUGAAUGUGUGGAGUGAAUCAGCUGCAGAUGGGAGGCAGGGUUGCUUUGCACCUCGUGAGAUGCCGAGUGCGUCGUGACGAGCUCCGGCUGAACCCUGACCUGUCCCGUCUGUCUGGACCACAGCUUUAACACAGUCGCCCUUCAGGCUUAAAGCUUUAUUUCCCUGUCAGCUCAGAUUUUUAAAGGACAAUUCCACCAAGACAUAGAUAAGACUUUACUGAUCCCACAGCGUAGGACUUCACCUUCCUGUAUGAAGGUGUAGAGAGUCCUGACAUCACAUCUGGUCCAGGAUCUGUUCCCGUUUCUGUAACUCGUCACAGCCUCUCGUUCGGCCUUUCAUCCUUUCAUCGGUGUGUGAAGAGGUGGUUUAUUCCACCGCAGCAGCUUCUACACGAACGCGAAGCCUCGGUGAUUCCCCUCGUAGUUAAACUGUGACGGGAAAGUAAAGUUUCAGCAGCUGCAGGUCUUUGUUUUAUCUGCCAUGAGUUGAGUUUUGUUGCUGUUUACGAGGCUGAUGAGAUCAACUCCAGAUCUCACAAAAUAAAAAAUAACUUGCGUCUCGAGGCUUUGUACAGAAAGAUGCACAAAUGCAGUUUUGGUGGCCUUGUCCUUUAAGCCCAGUCACUGUGAUUGACAGCCCUCAGCCCCGCCCUCUCCGCCUGCACCUGCUGCACCUGUGUUUCGGCCGCGCCGCGGGCCACAGCCGAGCGUAGUAACGUAUUUUUGUGUAACAAAGGUAAAAAAUAUUAAUAUUAAUAUUCUGACUAUAAAGAAGUUUUAUUUUUUAAUCCGACGUGGUCUGAACCUGUAUGUACAUAAUUUCUCAGAUAAUAUCUUUUUAAAAAAACAGUAUAUUUAAGAUGAGAGAA
Messenger RNA from Toxotes jaculatrix (banded archerfish), 5099 nucleotides. Its product is annotated as CREB-regulated transcription coactivator 2. The transcript is spliced from 16 exons. Gene Ontology annotation, cellular component: cytoplasm; nucleus. Lineage: Eukaryota; Metazoa; Chordata; Actinopteri; Toxotidae. The record is from RefSeq and is a predicted model, not a curated record. The coding region runs from base 26 to 2488 and encodes 820 amino acids. Gene Ontology annotation, molecular function: cAMP response element binding protein binding. Gene Ontology annotation, biological process: positive regulation of transcription by RNA polymerase II; protein homotetramerization.